Miscanthus lutarioriparius is the source of this 393-nucleotide messenger RNA. NCBI's taxonomy places the organism in Eukaryota, Viridiplantae, Streptophyta, Magnoliopsida, Poales, Poaceae. The record is from the annotation of a GenBank genome assembly.
AUGUCGUACAUCUUCUUGUGCCCCAGCGCCAUGAGUAGGCGGUCGGCGACAAACUCGAUGUACUGGCUCAUGAGCCAGCCGUUCAUUCCAACCAGUGCGACGGGGAGCGCGUCACAGACGAACUCGCGCUCGAUGUCGACGGCGUCGUUGACGAUCUCGCGGACGCGAGACUUAUCGAGCUUGCCGCGGCGGCCGCCGGCUGGCUCUCAACAGAUGGAGCCUGGCCCGGCGCUCGGCCUCCCUCGCUCGGCCAUGCGCCCACAGGUGGCGCCCGGCCAUCUCCCUGUGGCAGCGGUUGGAGGCCCCGCGUUGGGCGACUCCCAUGGCGGCGGCGGCCCUUCCCACCGGCGACGGCGGCUCCGUGGUGCUGGGCGGUUAGGGUUGGAACCCUAA